Oppiella nova is the source of this 2330-nucleotide messenger RNA. NCBI's taxonomy places the organism in Eukaryota, Metazoa, Arthropoda, Arachnida, Sarcoptiformes, Oppiidae. The record is from the annotation of a GenBank genome assembly.
AUUAGUUUAUCGUUUACUCAAUAUAUGAAUUGUUUGAAUACCAGUAAUAUAUGAUUGAAUCUAAACCUAAACUGAAAUGAAUAACAAAAAUAUGACAAUCAAUGGAAACAAUAAUAAUAACAAUGUUUUGCAAACAAUGACCACUUAUUUGACUCCUUUGGGCUCAAAGUCGACCUCAAACAAUAGCGUCAAACAGAGCUCAUCGGGCAGUGAGACGGAUGUGUCGACCUCGACGUCCACCGAAAACCUGUCGCCCGAAGAGCGGUAUGUCCUCCGCAGUGGUGUCCGACAGGAACCUCAGGGCGAGGAGACAAUGCUGUCCAUCGGGUCCGGUGUGGACGCCAUGUCUCUCAACAAUACUCUUAUCAUUCAUCACAACAAAUCCAUCGAUGGUUUGCAUUACCCGUCAGUUUCGCCACUCCUUUACGGCCACAGAAUUAAUAACCAAAUCAAUGAUAACAACAUUCAUAUCAACAAUAAUCUGAAUAAUUGUAAUAACAAUCUAAACGAUGCGACAAAUAAAGUGCAAUCAAUGGGUGCCAUGACUUCAGCGCAAUUGGGAUCUCUGCUGCCGUCGAGUAAUAAAUUGAAUUCACAUAUGAAUGUCAAUAAUGUGUUGAUUCGCAACAAAUCGCCGCCUGAUCUCCAGUUAAGUCCCACCCGAACCUCCAGUUACGAGUCGGUGCCCUCCAGUCCCAACUCAUUCAACAAAGCACUUCUGCAACACUUCCAACUCAACACUGGAGUCGAUAACACGUCGGGACUCCAGCAGCCAAUGCUCACCAAUUACUUGAACUCUUUGUCCAAUCAUUGGAAAGUUGGCGACAAUUGUCUCAAUAAUUACGAUAUAUUUAAGCAUAACUUACAUCUGCCGCCACCUCCGGAGUACGAGCGCCAGUGGAAUAACUCGAGUCCCAACUCUGUGUCCACCUCUGCCUCCAACUCAACGACACCUGAAUCUAAAUCAGUGGAACGACUGCCCACUUGUCGAUCACAUCCAGACCUCUUGAAAUUCGACGACGAAAUUGCUAUUAAAGACUCGAAAUGUGAUGAAAUGAAUCCCAAAUACAAUAUGAUUGAUAUGUUGAGCGCUGAGAACGCGGCCCUCAAGACUGAGUUAGAUCUCUAUUACAAGAAAGUUCUUAAACUUCAAAAAAUCAGCGACUCCUUAGACGACGGAGAACUCAAAAAAGAAAUCGGAAAAAGAGAUGUUCUCAUCGCACAACUGCUCUCUCAAAACAAAGAACUUCUGAAUGAGAAAGAAAGACAAGAAAUUGAAUUACAGGCACAGAGAUUGACACUUCAGGAGCAGCGCAAUCAUAUCGACAUUUUGGACAAUGCAUUGAUGAGCACUCAGAACAAUGUCAUCAAAUUGGAGACUGAGUGUCGCAAAAAGCAGGCCUACGAGGAAAGGGCUACACAUUUGCAGAAAGCAUUGUCUAAUCUGCAGUUAGCCAGCGAUCGGAGGUUAACGAUGGAAAAGAGAGUUAGAACUCAUUUAGAGAAAGAGAUCGAAAGCUUGAAAAAACAGCAGCAGUCGGGCGGACAGAACGACGGACUCAACUCAGACUCAAAUGUCGAGGACAUGAAGAAAGUUAUUCGCGAUUACGAAGAAAAGAUCAUUUCAUUGGAAGCAGAGGUGACGAAAUGGGAACAAAGAUAUCUCGAAGAAAGCACUCUAAGGUCUAUCGAAGUGAGCGCUGCGUCGGUUCCGAAAGACGCCAAAAUCGCGUAUUUGACAUCACGUAUAGAGCGCACUUCACAGGAGAGUGAGAAACUGAUUGCUGAGUCACGCAGUGAACGGCUCCGACACAUGGAUGAGCUGCACGUCGCCAACAAGAAGAACGCGGAGUUCGAGGGACGCGUCAAAGACAUGGAGUCGAAACUGGCAGAGAAAGAGGCUAUGAUUAAAGUGUUGCGCCAACACUCCAGAGACAAAGACGUGGUGUUGCAGAAGACGGUGUUCGCUCAGAGGGCGCCCAACAGACACGGCCGCUCGGCCAGCACUAUGGGUCUCACCUCGAGCUCCGGUUCACACACUUCCUGUCAGUCCAGUAGCGGAAUGUCGACCAUUAGGACGACUAGAGAGGAGUUAACGCAUAGUAACAGUCAAUCAAAUGACACGAAUUCUCAGAGCGGAUCCAACGAUACGAACAAAUUGAAUCUCGAAGAACAACUCAAACAAUUGGAUUCUCGACUCACGAACAAAGACUCGAUUAUAAGAGCCCUUCGAUCAGAAAAGGAACGCUUUCCCAAUCAUUACAACAAUAAUUGGAGGCUUUAGUGAUUAGACAUAUGAACCAAAUUUAUCUAUUUAUAUACAAUAUGUG